Messenger RNA from Apaloderma vittatum (bar-tailed trogon), 1110 nucleotides. It is a transcript of the gene PIP5K1A, whose product is annotated as phosphatidylinositol-4-phosphate 5-kinase, type I, alpha. Lineage: Eukaryota; Metazoa; Chordata; Aves; Trogoniformes; Trogonidae. Gene Ontology annotation, biological process: phosphatidylinositol metabolic process. Gene Ontology annotation, molecular function: phosphatidylinositol kinase activity. The record is from RefSeq and is a predicted model, not a curated record.
ACUGUCAAAAAAUCGCUCACCCCUGAGAUGCCAGGUUCUUCCGGGCAGCCGGGCUCGCAGACGAUAAAGAAAGGGCACAGGGGAGUGGACUCCACGGGCGAGACUACUUACAAAAAGACAACAUCGUCUGCCUUGAAAGGUGCCAUUCAGCUGGGCAUUACACACACAGUUGGAAGCUUGAGCACCAAACCCGAAAGAGAUGUUCUCAUGCAAGAUUUCUACGUAGUAGAAAGUAUUUUCUUCCCGAGUGAAGGGAGCAACCUCACCCCAGCUCAUCACUACAACGACUUUCGGUUCAAAACCUACGCCCCAGUGGCCUUUCGCUAUUUCCGGGAGCUCUUUGGGAUCCGACCGGACGACUAUCUGUACUCGCUCUGCAACGAGCCGCUCAUCGAACUUUCCAACUCCGGGGCCAGCGGAUCCCUCUUCUACGUAUCGAGCGACGAUGAGUUUAUCAUCAAAACGGCAUUUCUUUUGUCUUUGAUGUUCUAGAAUUUGAACCAGAACCCCAGGACGCUGCUACCAAAGUUUUACGGCUUUUUCUUUGUGCCGGGCCGAGGAGAAAAAUGUGUCCAGGCCGGAGGCAAAAACAUCCGCAUCGUCGUGAUGAACAACCUGCUGCCGCGCUCUGUCAAAAUGCACCUGAAGUACGAUCUGAAGGGCUCCACCUACAAACGCCGAGCGUCCCCCAAGGAGCGGGAGAAGGUCUUCCCGACAUUCAAGGACUUGGAUUUUAUGCAGGACAUCCCUGAUGGCCUCUUCUUGGACUCCGACAUGUAUAACGCCCUGUGGAAAACGUUACACAGAGACUGUUUGGUCCUGCAGAGCUUUAAAAUCAUGGAUUACAGUUUGCUGGUCGGAAUCCACAACAUGGAUCAGGCACAGAAAGAGCACGCGAUAGCAGACGGGACGUCGCAGACCGAUACGCGGCGACCCGCUGCCCAGAAAGCCCUCUACUCCACGGCCAUGGAGUCCAUCCAAGGAGAGGCCCGGCGAGGCGGCACCAUAGAGACAGAUGACCAGAUGGGAGGGAUCCCCGCCCGCAACGCCAAGGGGGAGAGGCUGCUGCUCUACAUCGGCAUCAUCGACGUGUUGCAGUCCUACAGGUAA